AUGAGUCCCUCCCACAAUGCUUUAGGUCUGACACCCAACAGUCAUCAGGCCAGCCUGUGGCUCAUUCAUGCUCUCAGGAUGAGAGCCAACAGCUGUUUGGAGGAAGGAGGACUAGCUCUCAGUAAAGUGACCGACAUCACACUUCCCAUAUGCAAGAUUACAAGGCGUCCAAAAGGCUUUGCCACUGUCACUUUCAUGUUUCCUGAGCAUUCUGUUCUUGCCAUGUCAAAAUUAGGCGGCACUUCGUUUAAAGGGCGCAUUCUGCACAUCCUUCCCGCUCACUGCGAUGAAAAGGAAAACAAAGAGAAAGAAGGAGAAAGCUUCAAAGAUAAGAAAGCCCGGGAGCAGAAAGCCACAGCCGGCUCGUGGCAUAACUGGAACACGUUAUUCUUGGGCAGUGGAGCUGUCAUAGACAUCAUGGCUGAAAAGUAUAAAAGAUCAAAGCAAGAGAUUCUAGAAUCUGAAGGCAAGCAAAGUGUUGCAGUAAAUCUGGCGUUAGGGGAAUCUCAGAUUGUUGAUGAAACCAGACGGUUUUUGGAAGAAAAUGGUAUAUCCUUAGAUGCGUUCACUAGCCCUGGUGUGCAGAGGUCAAGCACGGUAAUACUCGUCAAGAAUUUACCUGCCAACACAAGAGCUCAGGAAUUGUUCCAGAUUUUUUCCCGAUACGGAGAGCUUGGGAGAGUGGUUCUUCCUCCUGCUGGUGUAACAGGAAUUGUGGAGUAUCUAGAUCCAGGAGAGGCAAAGAAAGGUUUUCGUAGCCUAGCGUACAGCAAAUUUCACUAUUUGCCUCUGUAUCUUGAGUGGGCUCCUCAGCAAGUAUUCAAGAGUGAUGCUGCGCAAAAAUCAAAGUCGUCAACGGAUAUGAAAACUGAGCCACAGGGUGAAGGUAAAGAAAUAAAAAAAGAGAAAUCAUCAGAGCCAGGAAAGGAGGAGGAAAAUCAGUCCAAAAAGUUACCAGCUCCUGAACCCAACACCACUGUCUAUGUCAAGAAUCUUAAUUUCAGUACAACAGAAAAGGUGCUAAAGAAGCAUUUCACAAGAGCAGGUCCAGUCCACUCAGUUUUGAUUGCCAAGAGACGAGGACUCUCCCAAGGAUACGGCUUCGUACAGUUCAUCAAGCAGUCGGAUGCACAGAAAGCAUUGAGAGAAAUGCAGGACUCUCUGUUAGAAGAAAAGAACCUGCAAAUAAAAUUAUCCGAAAAGACUUUAGCGACACCUGUCACAAGUGCAAGAAUGAUGCAUGACAUUGGUGAACAACACUCAAGUAAAAUCCUUGUCAAGAAUAUUCCUUUUGAAGCCACAAGAAAGGAAAUUCGCCAGCUUUUUGCCACUUUUGGAGAGCUGAAAUCAGUGAGGCUGCCAAAUAAACCUGCCACCCAGGACCACAGAGGGUUCGGCUUUGUUGAUUUUGUAACGCGAGAGGAAGCUAAGAAAGCUUUUGAAGCACUCUGCCACAGCACCCAUCUGUAUGGGAGACGUCUGGUUUUGGAAUGGGCUAAGGACGAGGAAACUAUUGAAGAACUACGAGAAAAGACGGCUCAGCAAUUUCUUUCAGGCGGAGGACCACCUUUAAAAAAGAAAAGGUUAGCUGAAACCUUAGAAAAUAACAUGGAAGUUGGUGAGGAGGAGGACUAGCGUGCAGUUUAUUUAUAUUGGUAUUUAUAUGUUAUUGAAGAUUGGAAAUUGUACUGUUAUCAUUAAAGAUAUCUUGAGAGAACUCUCCAUUGUAUGGAAGUGAAAGAGUGGACAGUUUCUUAAGAAAUUGCCAUAGACAUUAGGCCCCAAGGCAGGCUUACUGAAUUAAAAUCUUCCUCUCUUCUUAAGUACUGUACAGAAUUAUAGUUUUAAGUCCAAAUAAAUACAAUUUCUGUA
Macrobrachium nipponense is the source of this 1872-nucleotide messenger RNA. Its product is annotated as probable RNA-binding protein 19. Gene Ontology annotation, molecular function: RNA binding. Lineage: Eukaryota; Metazoa; Arthropoda; Malacostraca; Decapoda; Palaemonidae. The coding region runs from base 1 to 1635 and encodes 544 amino acids. The transcript has 12 exons. The record is from RefSeq and is a predicted model, not a curated record.